Molecule: messenger RNA, 1006 nt
Organism: Esox lucius (northern pike)
Lineage: Eukaryota; Metazoa; Chordata; Actinopteri; Esociformes; Esocidae
Gene: adcyap1b
Product: adenylate cyclase activating polypeptide 1b
Exons: 5
Coding region: 316-843 (175 amino acids)
Biological process (GO): neuron projection development; regulation of protein localization; positive regulation of protein kinase activity
Cellular component (GO): extracellular region; perikaryon; neuron projection
Molecular function (GO): neuropeptide hormone activity; peptide hormone receptor binding; pituitary adenylate cyclase activating polypeptide activity
Source: RefSeq, a predicted model, not a curated record
GUGAUGACGUCUGCAACAUCAUUACAGUAAAAAGGCACGGCUGAUGAUCGGUAGAUACAACUCAUGAUAUCAGGAUAGAAGUUUACAUCAACGAAAUGGACACCGAAAGCAACAUUAUUUCCUGCUGAGGUUCGGUUUUUUCCGAAGGCGCGUUUUAUCCAUAUUGUGUUUUAACUACGGCGGGUGGGUGAAGUGACGUGCUUGAGAGACACAGCAAAGAAGGAAGAGACGGAGUUGUGGUUAGGAGGAAGAUCAGUAUCACAUCCACCGCCGCGCCCGCUUCAGCACAGCGCUCUGUUUAGCAUCUCCUUUAGCAUGGCCCGGUGUAAUCCGUCCACUUUAGCGCUGUUGGUCUACGGGAUCUUGAUGCACUAUAGUGUUCACUGUUCUCCCAUUGGACUCAGUUACCCCAAGAUUCGACUUCAAAACGACGCAUAUGACGAGGAGGGAAAUACAUUGCCCGACUUGUCAUUCGACCAUGACCAGAUGUCGAUCCGAAGUCCGCCUUCUUUAGCAGACAAUGUUUACACACUAUACUAUCCACCAGAGAAAAGAACAGAGAGGCAUGCGGAGGAGGAAGUGGAUAGAGCAUUGAGAGAGAUCCUGGGCCAGCUGACAGCAAGGCAAUAUCUGACUUCUCUGAUGACAAUACGAGUAGGUGAGGACAGCAGCAUGGAGGAUGAAACACAGCCAUUAUCGAAGCGUCACUCAGAUGGCAUCUUCACAGAUAGCUACAGUCGUUACAGAAAGCAGAUGGCUGUAAAGAAAUACCUGGCGGCCGUCCUCGGACGGAGGUACAGACAGAGAGUCAGGAACAAAGGACGGAGGUUGACCUAUUUGUAGCCCCUCUGUUAUCCUUGACCCUGACUCUGUGUGUAUACACUCAUCCAUCCAGCUGAGUUAUUAUAUAUGAUAUGAUCUAACCAAGCAGUACACUGCGCCUGUGUUACCCAAACAUGUAUUUAUGUAUUAAGUGAAGCCAUUAAAAUAAAUAUUUUAAUAAUAA